Sinocyclocheilus rhinocerous is the source of this 1404-nucleotide messenger RNA. It is a transcript of the gene abhd6a, whose product is annotated as abhydrolase domain containing 6, acylglycerol lipase a. Gene Ontology annotation, cellular component: AMPA glutamate receptor complex; membrane. The record is from RefSeq and is a predicted model, not a curated record. Gene Ontology annotation, molecular function: monoacylglycerol lipase activity. The transcript has 9 exons. NCBI's taxonomy places the organism in Eukaryota, Metazoa, Chordata, Actinopteri, Cypriniformes, Cyprinidae. The coding region runs from base 111 to 1118 and encodes 335 amino acids. Gene Ontology annotation, biological process: acylglycerol catabolic process.
GGUGAACGGGCUUCUGGUGUGCAGCUCCGCCGCGGAUCAAAGGGUGACGUGACUCGGCUUUGAUCGGUCUUCUUCACGAUACAGUCAUACGUUCUACAGACAUUUAAAGGAUGGAUUUGGACGUGGUGAACAUGUUCAUCAUUGCCGGCGGGACGCUGGCGAUCCCCAUCCUGGCUUUUGUAGCCUCCUUCCUGCUCUGGCCUGCAGCUCUCAUUAAAGUGUAUCACUGGUAUUGGCGCAGAAGGCUGGGAAUGCAGGUGGAUUAUGCUGAAUAUGAAGGAUAUCGCUUCUGUUACUCUCACAGAGGGACUCCAGGCACCCGUCCGUCCGUCCUCUUGUUACACGGCUUCUCUGCACACAAAGACAUGUGGCUCGGUGUGGUCAAGUUUCUUCCUAAAAAUAUGCACCUGGUGUGUGUUGACAUGCCGGGACAUGAGGGUACUACCCGCAGCAGUGCUGUGGAUUACUCCAUCGAGGGCCAAGUUAAACGGAUACAUCAGUUUGUGAAGAGUAUCGGUUUGAACAGAAAGCCCUUCCAACUGAUCGGCACGUCCAUGGGAGGAAACGUGGCUGGAGUUUAUGCCUCCCGUCACCCGUCUGAUCUGUGCGGCGUCACGCUCAUCUGUCCAGCAGGUCUCCAGUAUCCCACUGAAAGUACGUUUGUUCAGCGUUUGAGGGAACUGGAGAAAGCUCAGGACAGUGACGGGAUCCCGCUGAUACCCUCCACACCAGAAGAGAUGGAGGAGAUGCUCAAACUGUGUUCCUAUGUGCGCUUUAAGAUCCCUAAACAGAUUCUUCAAGGACUGGUUGACGUUCGUAUUCCUAAUAAUGACUUCUACCGCGAGUGUUUCAUGGAGCUUGUCGGAGAGAAAUCCAGACACUCUUUACAUGAGAACAUGCAUCUCAUUUCAACUCCUCUACAAGUUAUUUGGGGGAAAAACGACCAGGUGUUAGACGUGUCUGGGGCUUCAGUUCUGGCCAAAGCCAUCCCAGGAUCUCAGGUUCAUCUGCUAGACAACUGUGGUCAUUCAGUAGUGAUGGAGCGGCCGAGGAAAUCCGCCCAGCUCAUCAUGGACUUUAUCAUCGCACAACAGAACAGCAACAAGAAACUGUCCUAAAACUGGACUUCAUAUAUCUUUAAUAUGUGGCUUCAUGGUUGGUUGAAGGUUAAGGAUCUCGCUGCAAACCUAAAAGUUGCUGGGUUGAUCUUGAGAGAAGGUGAAGCAGAGAUCUGCAAGAUACAGAUUGAUUACUCUUUGUUGUAAGUCAAUGCAGUUUGUGCACAGAAAGAUGCUUUGGAUCAAAGACUCUUAAAAAGCAACAAUAUAUGAUUUUACUGUGGAAGCCUGUUUCCGCCUCUGAGUAAAAAAUAAAAAAGGGAAUUGUGACUUUUUAUCUCACAAU